Messenger RNA from Prosopis cineraria, 1378 nucleotides. Its product is annotated as transcription factor SPATULA-like. The record is from RefSeq and is a predicted model, not a curated record. The annotation marks the transcript as partial. Gene Ontology annotation, molecular function: protein dimerization activity. NCBI's taxonomy places the organism in Eukaryota, Viridiplantae, Streptophyta, Magnoliopsida, Fabales, Fabaceae. Gene Ontology annotation, cellular component: nucleus. The transcript has 8 exons.
CAAGCCAAGCAUCCCCCCCAAACUAAUCCCUUCCCGGCCAACUCUGAAGAAGAAGAAGAAGAAGAAACGCAGGAGCACGUAGAAAUACUCUCGACUCUCUGUACGUGUGACUAUGAUGAUACCAACAAUCAUAAUGCGUCUUCAACCUCAUCUCUUUCCUCAUCUUCAACUCAGGACGAAAUCUCGCUAUUUCUGCGUCAGAUUCUCCUUCGUUCAUCCUCCUCGUCGGCAUCAUCGUCGCUGCUUGUGACCCACACGGCUAAAAACGCCCCCACCUACGUGGCCGGACUCUGCAGUUCCCACGCCACGCCGGAGAAUGCUCGCCCUUCCCACCGAGCCAACCUUUUCCAAGAUGGCGUUGCAAUCGUUGAUUCCUCCGUUGGAGUUACCGCUCCGAACGAUGUUUUUCUUUCCUCUUCGGGGACUUGUACGUCGGCCAAUGCGAAGGGUAGUUUUGUUGAAAACAUGCCUUCGUCAUCUUUUGGAGUAAGUGACAAUGAGUGGUUCGAUGAGUAUGAUUGCAAGAGCGAGGAGGGGAUCGAAGCAUUGGUGGAACGGCAGCCGGUAAAGUCAGUUCCUCCGAGGAGUUCAUCAAAGAGAAGCAGAGCUGCGGAAGUUCAUAAUUUGUCUGAAAAGAGAAGGAGAAGCAGGAUCAACGAAAAAAUGAAGGCAUUGCAAAAUCUGAUUCCAAAUUCGAACAAGACGGACAAGGCUUCGAUGCUGGAUGAAGCUAUUGAAUAUUUGAAGCAGCUUCAGCUUCAAGUACAGAUGCUGACAAUGAGAAAUGGUUUGAGUUUGCAUCCUAUGUGCUAUGCUGAAGGUUUGCGGGCUCAGCAAUUCUGUCAGAUAAGAUCUGAACUCAAUGAAGAAAACGGGUCUUUGCCUUUAAGCAUGGCAACUACUCUGCCUGUGACCCAAGAAAAUCCCUUACAAUACGAGUCCAAAUCCAGUCUACCUAACAAACUCAAUACACAGGACCAACCAUUAGUGCCCUCUCCGUCGUACACAAUCAACCCAGAAACUUCUUUUGGGCUAGAAUCCCCAGUUCUGCCGCAAAUAAGAUCCUUUCAACAGAAAACAGCUUCUGAGAUGCAUAGUGAUGAGAUACUGCGGCACCAGCAAUUAAAUGCGAACCAUUCAGAUACCAAUCCUUUAGGUGGUUCUCAAGUAACACACGCCUUUGAUAUGCAAACGCCGAAGGAGCAGGACAAGAUCCUAAGAAAUAGCGUACACAACGUUACCAUUACGUCGCGGUUUAAGAGGGAUCGGAUUCUAGUUUCUGUCGGCCACUUUCCUGAAGUCCAGUGUGCCUCCAAUGAGUAUGAUGCCACAACUCUAUAUAUAUGAUGCGGGAUUGAAUUUGAACCCUCUUUUCUUA